ACGUGCGAAAUCAAUUUUCACCAUCGACGACGACUCUUGCGAACUCACCUCCCGCCCCCUCCUCUCUUCCUCCGCAAAACCCCCCUACUGAUUUAAUUUCUCGGCCAAUCGAACACGACUUAGUCCUGUUACUCGCAAAAUCUCGAGAGUAACCUCCACACUCCCCCCGUCGAAUACCGAAUACCUCCCCCCUCCCCCCCCGAGUCCCAGGCAAUGUCGUCCGCUCUCGCACGUCCCUUGCUCCGGCAAUCGGGAGCUUGGGGUCGCAUGACGGCCCGAAGGUUCGAGUCGACCACCGCCUCUAAGGCUUCCGAGGCCGCUAAGGAGACAGCAUCGAAGGCUAAGGAGACAGCAUCAAAGGCCGCCGCGAACGCUUCCGAGACUGCUUCUCAAUACGCCACGAAAGCUGCGCAAGGUCUCUCGAGGGUCACCUCGUCGGCUGGACCGGCCAUCUCAGGCGCUGCUAAGGGGAUUGCGAACUCGCUGGGCAAAGUCGGCGGCCGCACCGGAAGAUUAGUCGCGUUUUUCGAGAGAACAACACCUACGGUCAUUUACUAUUCUAAGGUCGGCGCGGAACUUGCCAAGAUGGUUUUCAGAGGCCAGAAGAUGUCACCACCUUCUCUCACCACCGUCCAGAGCUACUGGCAGAACCUGCUGAAUUCGGCGAAGAACCCGAGCGCUCUGCUCCAGACGGCCUCCAAGGUUGUAGACCAACCCGCUACCAUCGUCCAGCGAGCGAGAAAUAUCAACAGAGCCCAGCUUGUCAAUGGCGGCGUCGUGCUCGCGGAAUGCAUUGGCUUCUUCACCAUCGGCGAGAUGAUCGGCCGCUUCAAGUUAAUUGGGUACCACGGCGGCGCUCAGGCUGAGCACCACUAAAAGGUGCGGGCCGGCUUCUUUUGAGAGAGAAUGAUAAACGAAAAGAUACCUCUGUAUUACGCAUGGAUGAGGGGGAAUGCUAUAGACGGGGGUGGGUUUGUCGUUCUUUUGCAUUCGAAAGGGAAAACAUAAAAACAUACACGUGGGUAAUACGAAGG
This is a messenger RNA of Daldinia caldariorum, 1034 nucleotides long. Its product is annotated as mitochondrial ATP synthase g subunit-domain-containing protein. Gene Ontology annotation, molecular function: proton transmembrane transporter activity. NCBI's taxonomy places the organism in Eukaryota, Fungi, Ascomycota, Sordariomycetes, Xylariales, Hypoxylaceae. The record is from RefSeq and is a predicted model, not a curated record. Bases 214 to 876 code for a protein of 220 amino acids. The transcript is spliced from 3 exons. Gene Ontology annotation, biological process: proton motive force-driven ATP synthesis.